Messenger RNA from Sabethes cyaneus, 441 nucleotides. RefSeq lists its product as uncharacterized. Gene Ontology annotation, biological process: regulation of apoptotic process. Bases 1 to 357 code for a protein of 118 amino acids. The transcript is spliced from 2 exons. The record is from RefSeq and is a predicted model, not a curated record. NCBI's taxonomy places the organism in Eukaryota, Metazoa, Arthropoda, Insecta, Diptera, Culicidae.
AUGAUGGCUGAUGAAGCGGAAGAAGUGCGUUUAUUGCUUUCCCGGCAUCGUUUAGCCAUCGUUCGAGAGCUAAUCCAGACGAAUCUGAUCCAGAUUUUAGUUAAACAUAGUGUAAUCAGUGUAGAAGAAGAAGAAUUAAUUAGUGGUGAAAGUGAAUUGGAGAAAAGAUGCGAUCAUCUCAUUGAAAUAAUAUCUAAAGAUGGCUUCGAGAAGUUCAAGCAAUUUUGCUAUGCAAUUGAAUCAGAGUGCUGCCAGCUGAUUUCGGAUCUGAUCAACGACAGACUGUCGCAGAAUGCGGAAGAGAUACGAGUGACUCUAUCCGAUCUCGGAGAUCAACCAGUUACUGUGGUUCAGUAACACCAACUCCAGUUCCUAAUAGUUCUUCUCGUCGCUCGUCACUCGUUGGUCCUACACUAUCCAUGCCAAGUUCUGAUCCCCCAC